AUGGCAGCAUACCCUAUCGGCAAUGACCCGGCGUGCCAGUGGAUUUAUGACCCUUCGACGGGCAUCAUCGACCUCACGCGCAAUGGGCCCGCCGAGACGGCUGUGACCAUACAAACAACGACGAACCCGAUCCGCAUCGACCCCGCCAAGACUGCCAUGGUCAUCAUUGACAUGCAAAACUUCUUCCUGCACCCUGCGUUGGGCAGAUCCGUGUCUGGACCGGGCCUGAACGCGGGUGAAGUCCUUCUCAACAAGAUCCCUGCCGCUCGGGAGAAAGGCAUCCGUAUCCUCUGGGUGAAUUGGGGUCUCACGGACGAUGAGGUGGCGACGAUGCCGCCGGCCAUGAUGAAGGCAUUUACCGUGCUGCAAAAGACACAGGCCGCCGCCGAUGAUGCCCGGCCCAAAAUUGCAAAGAACCCAGCCCUAUACAAGGGGCUCGGUGUGGAUAUCGGCGCCGUCCAGCUGCCCGAUGGAACGACCAUCGAGGCUGGUGGUGCCCUGAUGCGGGACACGUGGAAUGCGGCGCUAUAUGGCGCCCUGGAUGCAGAGUACCGCAAGGGAUUGGCAAUGCCAUCGCGCCCAGACGUGUGGAUCCACAAGAACCGCAUGUCUGCGCUGUGGGGUCCCCAGACUGACCUACAGAAUCAUCUGCAGGCGGACGGUAUCACGACCCUGUUAUUCGCCGGGGUGAACACGGACCAGUGCGUCGGGGGCACGCUGAUGGAUGCCUUUAGCAAGGGUUAUGAUUGCAUACUCUUAAAAGACGGCGUAGCUACCACUUCGCCGCAGUUUGCGACGGAUACGUGGGAGUGGAACAGCGAAAACACAUUUGGUUUUGUCACGUUGUGCAGUGCACUUUAG
Molecule: messenger RNA, 861 nt
Organism: Penicillium riverlandense
Lineage: Eukaryota; Fungi; Ascomycota; Eurotiomycetes; Eurotiales; Aspergillaceae
Product: cysteine hydrolase family protein
Exons: 1
Coding region: 1-861 (286 amino acids)
Source: RefSeq, a predicted model, not a curated record